Messenger RNA from Fusarium sp. VM40, 1992 nucleotides. The record is from the annotation of a GenBank genome assembly. Lineage: Eukaryota; Fungi; Ascomycota; Sordariomycetes; Hypocreales; Nectriaceae.
AUGGCUACGAGGCUCAUGCCCGAUGCUUUUAUGCCAUCGGGCGGCUACGACUCUCUUUCCCUCAAUAAUCACCUCCCGUACCACAACACCUCCAAUAUCCCAUCUCCGCCCAACUCGUACCCUCGAGCCGGAACUCUUCGUCAUCAAUAUCCACAGCACUAUCUUGACCCAUGUCAACAACAUAACCAAGAUUAUAAUCAGAGUCAAUUUCAACGUGGCCGAAUCCCUCCUGCGAGCACUCUAUCAUUCCAGCCCAACGAUUCGUCUCCUCUCUCACUAGAGUCCUUACGAGCAGCCCAGUCUGUUCCGCCCAAUUACCGGCCUUAUCCGCAACAGGCCGACUCUUUUAAUACUUUUGACGUCCGUCCUGCGACAGUAUCUCCGACUCACGGAGGUCCACCUCCCGCUCCCGAAUACCGCUUCCCGGCUUCGUCAACAGCUCCUCUUCCCACCGUUUCGUCAUCAUCUGGACUUGCUGGAGCAUCACUUUCAAGGUCUGUUUCUGCAGACGCCGUGGCUGCAACUCAAUCCUCGCUGCACGUGGUUCAACGCCUCGUGCAGCAGAACCAAUCAAUCCGUGAAGCUUGGGAAGCAGAGCGGAACCACCUCGAAGCCAAUCGACGACGUGUUGAAGAAGUAUAUCAAGAAGAGCGACUCAUCAUGGACGAGGUUCGAGACACCUGGGAGGUUGAGAAGGAGGUCAUGGCCCGAGAAAUUGAAGAACUCAAGGAACGCGUUCAUCGGCUUGAAGGUGAAAACAGUGCGCUGAAGGCCAUGACUGCGCAGAGCAUCCAAGUUACAGGCGUGGUAUCACCUCUCGCGAGUCAGAGAGGCGGAAGCGGUGAGGGUUCCUUGGAUAAUUCCUAUUUUCCUGCUCCACCAGGGCGACUCACGUCAAGGGCACAAAACCCGACCAUCCCAGCCGGGAUUUCCAUGACUGAUGCGUCAUUUCUUCCCCCGGGUCUCGAUGGUGCGUCUCGUCGACCUCAUUUCUCAUCAAGCAGUGCUCGCGUGUCUCCCACAACGCAACCCGAAUCAUCACCUUUUGUCCCCCUCGAUCCCAGAAUGCAGACGCAGAACCCAAUCGCCAAAGACUUCUUACCGUCACCCAUUGAGGAUGUAGCCACGCCUGUACCAGUCAUUGAUGUGCAAGAGAUCGACCCUAAGUUGGAAGGUAUCCCACUAAAGGCUACUGCGGUCCAGAAGCCCACAUUCGCCGCCAGUGCGUCUCCUUCUGAGAACCCAACAUCCCCGGUGACGUCUCCUCCUGGCCCUGCUGCACAAAGCCCGGAGCAAUCACGACGCCCGCUAAAUGUGCGUGGCUCGUCCAAGGAGUAUACGCUACAGGCCCUCUCUGCUGUCGAGUCUCGCCGUCUGACAAUGCACGCGGGCCACACACCCAACCACUCCUUGUCACUGUUCCCCAAAGUCAAUCCGACCGAUCCAGCCUCUAUUGUGGGAGAAGGUGCCACGCCAACCGUUGAAUCAGUUCUCAAUCUUGGCACAGCCGCCACAGAAGGAGAACCUAGAGAUACUCUCACUGUGCCAGUGCAAUCAGACAGGCGCGACUCUAAGGUGUCGUUCGUCUCAUGUGCAGAAGAUUUGGACCCAAAUGCACUGGAUGCGUUGAUGGAACCCAGUGAUGGUGAUAAGCCAUUGAAGGGGCCGCUCAUGCUCAGAAAUAUGCCGGCCAAGGACGAGUUGUUUUGGGAAGAGGUUCACAAGAAAUUGGAACCAAUCAGCCAAGGACUUAACUCGCUCCCCGCUGUCAUGCAGACUGAUGAGAUGGAAUCCAUUGCCGGCCCUUCCAGCUUGAAUAUUCCGGCAGUUGGACCUAAAUCCGUCGGACCAGUUGGUGGCGAUGGAUCUGCUGAUGCCAAAGCGGAAACCGGCCACAGCGAUGGCGAGGGUGGUGGAAAGGCGAUUGAAGCGGACGUUCCGUUGAAACUCAAGAGCACAUCAAAUUUCGGUGCCCCUUUUGGUGCCAUGUAG